AUGGAUCCGCAGGAAUUAGUACCGCUAGAAUCGGGACUGCCCCGACCUCGUCCGUCUCGUCAGUUCAGCCACAUCAACCGUUCUUGCUACAAGGGACCCUUAAGGAUUUGUCGUCUGAUACUGCUCAUGAUAGUGCUGCCAUGCUUGUUCAUAUUCAUCCCGCUAUACAUGAGGUACCGAGUAUUUUCAGGACAGAUCUAUCCAAUGGGUAUGACAGAUAUGCGUCUUAUUGACAGCAAGAUAUCACCCACGUGGUGUCAGAGACAGGUGGUAAAAUCCAAUGCUACCUUCAAUGCCUUCGUGGUCCCAGGACCUCCGGAGCUGAUGGAUGAACUGGUUCCCGUCUCCAUGGUCCGGGAACUUCAGCUUGAAGAUGACAUGAAGGAAUACUGGGGCUUCUAUCUAUUACAAGGAUCCACUGUCACUGUUUCAUCUUGUGUCAGAUGGCCAGGAGCGUCACUUAUCAUGAUCAAAGGCUACAAACACCUCCAGGAAUGCGCGUACAUUGGAGAUGAUUCUUCUGAAGAGCUCGAUGAGCUCAUAGAAGCUCACAAACUGGGACUCCUCUCCAACACGACUCUUCUUGAGAAACUGACGCAGUUAAAUAAAGAAAAUGGAAAGGCCAACCAUCCUGGUACAAUGAAACGUCACAAGGCCGGCGUUAGUUUCCAUGAUCCGAGCCAAUCAAAUCAAACGAUGAACGACGCGUCAUCAGAGAAAGUACCUUCGCUUGACAUCACGGACCAUGAUCCUAAGGAACUUCGAGCAAUACUAGACUAUCUUCACGAUAUACGUGAAGCAGCUAAAAUAGAAAAGGCCAAGUACUACCAGCCUCCUUCACAUCUAAUGCCUCUACCAGGACUACACAGACAUAGAGACACGAACGUGGACAGAGACGAGAGGAAAUGGAUCUCAUUUAAAGAUAUCGAUGGAAAUAUCAAAGAAAAUGUUACAUCUAGCAGUAAUAUUACUUCAACUGAAUCACUCAAUACAACAUCACACCAAGUACCUAACGAACAUACAUACAAGAGCUCCAAGAAUAUAACGAACGAAAACAGUAUUAAAGAUGAAACUUUAGUGAACAAGAAGACUGUAUUGGAGAAAAGAAAUGAUACUAAAGAAAUGAAGGAAGAUCAAAGCUCCAAAGAAGUGUUUGAAAAUGUAUUGAAGCAACUCCAAGAUUUGGGUGACAGAGGAAAAAGAGUUUUGGUCAAACUGCACCAAACUAUGGCAGUUAAUUUUAACGAAUCAUCUUCAGAUACGUUGACUGGUAGUGACGAAGAAUUGGAUCACUUGAGACGAGUUUUAGUAGAAGCUAUCGAUGAAGAAAAAACUCGAGGACAGAGACAAAAAAAACGCCGCGAAUCGUUUGUAGAGGCAAGAAAUAAAAGAGAAUUGAUGUUGGGUCGUGAAGAAUUGAAGAAAGAAUUGACGGAAGACGAUGCAGCCAGAGAUUACGCCGCUGAGGAAGGUCUGGAACCAGACGGGUUCGCGGAUCACCACGACCAAAUCAAUGAGACCACAGCCUUCGAUAUGUCGAACUCUGAGUUCUGGUCGUCUUUCUCUAGUAGCGAGGAGGCGCUGCUGGAGUGUGAGGGUCUCAUACUGAACCUGCCUCUCACUCCUCACGCGUCGUGUACACCGGGAGCUUCGGAGAAGGAUGUUAUGGAUGCGGCAGCGGCUAAUGCACUCACUUACAGGGUUCCAGCUAACGGAUACUAUUUCUUUGUAUUCAAUUCUGAGAACGAAGUUCAAGUCAACCACAUAAGAGCGAGGUUUGAUCUUCAGAAGACAAGAUAUGAAGUGACCCGCGCAGCGUUACGAGCUUGUACAAACGCGACCAGUCGCUGUGACCUGCCUCUCGAUAUGUUUUCUACGCAGAAGGUGGUUUUAGAACUUCCUUUGAGGAACAAUGAUUCUCUAUGGAAUGAACAGUUUGUUAUUAUUUCAGAGUGUGAACCUCGUACCUCCGUGUAUUUGACUUGCGCCAUCGCUGUACCUAUACUCAUACUGGCAUUUGCAUUUCAAUAA
Danaus chrysippus (African queen) is the source of this 2031-nucleotide messenger RNA. Lineage: Eukaryota; Metazoa; Arthropoda; Insecta; Lepidoptera; Nymphalidae. The record is from the annotation of a GenBank genome assembly.